Penaeus chinensis is the source of this 1076-nucleotide messenger RNA. RefSeq lists its product as uncharacterized. Lineage: Eukaryota; Metazoa; Arthropoda; Malacostraca; Decapoda; Penaeidae. The record is from RefSeq and is a predicted model, not a curated record. Bases 190 to 885 code for a protein of 231 amino acids. The transcript has 5 exons.
UAUUCAACAUAUUAUCAGCCACACAGUUCCGUCCCAGGCAGCACCGACUCUCCGGGGCGGAGAGGCUGCCCCGUAGCGUUGCUGUGAAUCACAGACGAGCGCAACUCUCACGGAGGAAUCGCUUACAUUGCGUGGAACUCGACGGUCAAGGAGGAGUUCGCUGCCGAGGAGGGAGAGCGCCGACUCAACAUGGCCGCCGCCUUGCUUCGCGGCCUCCUGCUCCUGGCGCUGAGCCGAGGCUUGCCUCUGGCCGCGGCCGAUACAAAAAUCUUUUCUCUCGACUUGCCUUCCAUCCAGUACCUGAAGCCCAACCAGAACUCUACCAAUGUCACCUUUCAUAUCUUUGCUAACAACAUGGAUAACAUUGUAACCCGUUCCCUUGAUGAAAAGUGGUAUGCAGUCGAACUUUCCAAGAACGAAAACCGAGCCUUUGUUCUCCGUAUCCUACCUCCUGUCGACAGUGACUUCACCUGCUGCACAGGCGUGAAACUGAUUAAUUUCCAUGCGUCCUAUGAGGGUAAGGUCCAGUGGAAUGAAACGUGUCCUGAGGAUUUAACUGAGUACUGCCCGGGUACAGAGUCAGCUACAUCAGCUACGUACGAUUACUACACGCCAGACGCUCACUCAACACAAUACACCAAACCUCCUCCUACAGCUUCGGAUACCGGAAACUCAACCACACAGAAGACCAAAGAUCCACCUUCGAAUAUGAUCCUGUGGAUUACAUUGCCCACAGUAAUAGGUGUAACCGCGAUCUUGGUGGUGUUUGUGGCUUGCUGCCUGCAUAUGAAUUCGAGGAAGGAUCAGCCACUGUCGGAUGCAAGCGACCCACCCAGAAGCGAGUUGAAUAGUGGGGUGGUGUCUGAGGAGGAAGAAGCAGUCUAACUUGAGAAGAUGGAAUUAGUUUCACUUGAAGAAGAAUCAGUCUAACUUAACCCAACCACCAUGGAUUUACGUUCUGACCCCUGAAGUUUUUUUUGUUUUUGUUUUUUGUGAAUAUUGUUACAUACGGAUGGCUCCACAUGUACUCAGCCAGCAAGGAGUCUAUCAAUAGGCCCUAGUGACCGAUCCUGAUU